Messenger RNA from Aspergillus welwitschiae, 963 nucleotides. RefSeq lists its product as uncharacterized. Lineage: Eukaryota; Fungi; Ascomycota; Eurotiomycetes; Eurotiales; Aspergillaceae. The record is from RefSeq and is a predicted model, not a curated record. The transcript has a single exon. Bases 1 to 963 code for a protein of 320 amino acids.
AUGACUGAUGUGCCCGAUGAUAUACAAUACUUCAGAUUUAUCAGCAAACCGCGUUACACCUUUCUAAAGCACCUAGUCAAUGCGAGAGGCGUUGGCGUGGUGCCGCGUCAUACCUGGGCUGCUCUAGUGGGCUGCGACGAUAAAUUUCACAAGGUUUUACUCGACACACUCGACAAAAACGGUGAUGAAGCGUUCCAGAGUUUGAAUGCUGUUGUCCGAGCCAUGUUGAAGGGGUGGCUUAACACCGAAGAGCUAUCUAUGUCAAGCAUACAUGAUGGUUUGGACGAUGAGAAAAACACUACCUCAGAAUCAAACGACGACGAUGAUGGUGUCUGCAUCUCCACUAUUCUGGACCAGGCCAGAAGAAGGGACGCUAGCAAGUGUGCUAUUUCGUCUUAUUCACCCUCCAUGCUUUGUGAGAUCUGUCCAGACCACCUACUCCGUUCUCCUGCCACUGGUCGGUCCGGCUCCUUCUGGAAAUAUCUUGAGAUCUUUUGGGAGCAUCGGAGGGUCAAGGCAUGGAAGCGGCCAAUUUUUGCCGAUCCUGAGAGUCCCGAGGUGGCGGACACUAUGAGAAACUACAUCACAUUGAGUCCUGUGCUGAGGAAAUAUUGGGAAUGGGGAUACUUCGCGCUUCGACCUAAUCCGAAUAAUAUCGUGAAUAAACAUGAACUCAAGGUUCAGUUUGUUUGGCUACCUCAGCAGAAUCAUUCCUGGGAAGAGUUGGUCAGCACUGACUUGUUGCCACCUGUCGCGGAAAGGAAAGCUGUAGCUGAACUGGUUGGAUUCCAAUCGGAGCAGUUCAAGGAUCUGAAAUCCGGGGACUGGAUCACUCUGACAACUCCUGAUCCGGAGCGUUUACCACUGCCGAGCUGGGGGCUCCUGGAAUUGCGGGGCGCGUUGACUGCUCUUGUUCGAAUGGCGGGUAAUCUCGAGUCAGCGAAGGAAUGCGAUAAGGUUUGA